This is a messenger RNA of Sabethes cyaneus, 3849 nucleotides long. RefSeq lists its product as uncharacterized. Bases 1 to 3849 code for a protein of 1282 amino acids. Gene Ontology annotation, molecular function: nucleic acid binding; zinc ion binding. NCBI's taxonomy places the organism in Eukaryota, Metazoa, Arthropoda, Insecta, Diptera, Culicidae. The record is from RefSeq and is a predicted model, not a curated record. The transcript is spliced from 3 exons.
AUGGUUCACCGUUCUGGACAUAAGAAGAAGCUAAAUUUGGAUGCUGCUGAAGGUGAUUCUCCCUCGCCGAGAGUACCACAGUCGUCGGUCAGUGAGCAGAAGGCCGAGCAGGAGGCAGCAAAAAUGAAAAAUGCUAUAGUUGCCAAUAUUGAUGCUUUGAGUGUGUGUUUUGACGCAGCCUAUCAAGAGUACAACGAUUUCCAAAACAAGAUUUAUCUUGCUGAUCCGACCAGGCGAAAUGAAUUUGAAUCAAAGUUUGUGGAGUUUGAAGAACUUUACGAGUUUACUAGCAUUGCCAUUCGUGAGAUGAUUGAAUCACAUGAAAAGUCUCAGAAUGCUCUUAAGUUUCCCGAUAGCAACCACUGUCAACCAAGCAGCAGUAGUGUUUCGCAGUCGGUAAGAAUAACGCCAACGAUAGUGCUACAGCAGGCUGCGCUGCCCAGCUUUGACGGACGGUACGACCAGUGGUUCAAAUUUAAACAAAUGUUUCGCGACAUUGCAGAUAAGUGUACGGGUGAUUCUGCUGCCACAAAACUGCAUUUUUUGGAUAAGGCUCUGGUAGGGCGGGCACAAGGUUCAUUUGAUCAGCAAAUUAUUCGUGACAACGAUUACGAAGGAGCCUGGGUUAGUCUGGCACAGCAAUAUGAAAAUCUGCCAGCCUUGAUUAGCGAUACAGUUUUGAAGCUGCUAAACCUGAAGGCAAUGACAAACGAAUCGUUUCAUCAAUUGAAAUCGCUUACAGAUGACGUGGAAAAGUGUGUUAGUUCGCUAGAGUUUCAUGAUUUGAAAAUGGACAAGCUCUCUCAAGCGAUUAUAACUACUCUCGUUUCAACAAAGUUAGACCCAGAUACACGCAGAAUUUGGGAGUCGAAUGUAAAGCGCGGACAGUUACCGAUAUACAAAGAAAUGAUCUCUGUCCUUAGAAAUCAACAGCACGUUUUGGAACGAUGUGAAAACUACAAAAGCAUCCAGAAAGGCAGAGGUGGAAUUCCGAUGGCACGACCUGUUCAAUUAGCUGCAGCGAAGACCCAUACGGCAGCGAUUCAGAAAAUUGACAACUGCCCAGUUUGUGAAGAUAAUCAUCUGGUGGAAAAAUGUGACACUUUUAAGAGGUUGGCCGUAAAGGAGCGCUACGAUAAGGCGAGGCAAAUUGGACUAUGCUUUGCGUGUUUAAAAAGAGGGCAUAGAACAAUGAACUGCAAAAACAGUGUGAAAUGUACAAAAUGUUCUAGACGCCAUCACUUAUUGUUACAUCCAGAAGAGCCAGCUUCUCAGGAAGAGAAAAAGUGUACUGUAAAAGAAACUGAAAAAAAUAGUGAUGAACAAUUGAAAAAUGAUACGACGGUAACAAACUGUUUGAUUCCUUGUGAUGCUGCAAAACCAACCAAGCAAGUGUUGUUGGCUACUGCAGUAGUGAGUGUUUUUGAUGUAAAUGGUGAGGAACACAAAUGCCGUGUACUUUUAGACUCAGGAGCAAUGGCGAAUUUCGUAUCGAAACGACUGGUUGAUAUGUUGCGAUUGAAAAAGAAUUAUGUGAAUAUUCCUGUAACUGGUGUAAACGGAAUGAAAACAGUAGUGAAGUUUAGUGUGCACUGCAAAGCCAAAUCGAACAUUUCUGAUCAAGAAUUCUGCUUGGAUUAUUUAGUCGUACCACGUGUGACUGGUGCGUUGCCUGCGUCGAGGGUGGAUGUACAAGGCUGGCCAAUACCAGUAGGCCUACACUUAGCAGACCCAAGGUUUUACGAGCCAUCUCGCGUCGACAUGCUUGUCGGUGCUGAAGCCUUUUACGAUAUUCUACUGGCAGGUAAGGUAAAAAUGACAGAAAACCUUCCAACGUUACAAGAGAGCCUACUAGGAUGGCUCGUUUCGGGACCUGUUGCCUCUUCAGCCGUUACACCAGCGGUUCGGUCGUACCAUGUAACGAGUGUUCGUGACGCAGACAAAGAAUUGGUCAGCAUCCUAAAAAAGUUUUGGACGGUUGACAAUCAGAUUUGUGAUUCAAAGAUAGACGACGAUCUCGAACAGCAUUUUGUAGAGACAUUCACUCGCAAUGAUGAGGGACGGUAUGUAGUAAGAUUGCCAUUCCGUGCGAAUGCUGGAACAUUAGGUGAUUCGCGACGACAAGCUGAGAAGCGUUUUUAUCAGUUAGAAGGAAGAUUAGAUAAAAAUCCAGAACUAAAAAAUCUUUACUCAGCGUUCAUUAGGGAGUACAUUGAGUUAGGCCACUGCAAGUUGUUACCGAAUACGGCAGGCAGCAACGAAAUUUCUUACUAUAUGCCACACCAUUGUGUUAUUAGACCAGACAGCUCAACAACAAAGUUGAGAGUUGUUUUUGAUGCGUCAUCGAAAAGCUCAUCGGGAACGUCGCUUAAUGAUUUGUUAAUGAUUGGUCCACCGGCACAGGAUACCCUGUUCGACAUUGUCUUGCGAUUUCGAUUUUAUCGCUAUGCAUUUACGGCUGAUGUGCCGAAAAUGUAUCGGAUGAUAUUAAUGGAUGAAAGAGAUACCAAAUUUCAAAAAAUCCUGUGGCGCGAAAAGAAAACUGACCCGUUGCAAGAAAUUGAAUUGACAACUGUGACGUACGGGACAGCGGCUGCCCCUUUUCUGGCGACGCGUGCUCUAAACCAGUUGGCGGAAGACGAGAAGGAUGAUUUCCCUGUAGCCAGCCUGGCUAUAAAAAGAAGUGUGUACGUCGACGAUGUGCUUACGGGAGCUUCCACAUUAGAUGAAGCAAAACAGUUGCAAGCGGAUUUGAUUCAGUUGCUUCGACGAGGCGGUUUUGGAUUGCACAAAUGGUGUGCAAAUGAUGCUGCUCUGUUGAACGAUAUCCCUGCGGAGCUUCAAGAAAAACAGUUGAACUUCAAAACCAAUGAAGUAAAUGAAACAAUAAAGACUCUUGGCCUUCUCUGGGAUCCGGUAGAUGAUAGUUUUGCGUUUCGAGUAAACCCAGUGGAAAGUAAAUAUGAUAAUGUUACAAAACGACAGGUGAUGUCAGAGAUAGCGAAACUUUUCGAUCCGUUGGGUCUUCUUGGACCGAUAAUCGUUAUCGCAAAGGUUAUUAUGCAAGAUCUGUGGCGUGAGGGCUUAGCUUGGGAUGAACAUUUAUCGAAUGAGCAGUUGAUUGCGUGGAAACGAUUGAGGGAUGAGUUGCCAAAAAUUGCCAGUAUGCGAAUUCCAAGGUUAGUGAAUAUACAUGCAGCAUCUCGAUAUGAAAUACACGGUUUCUCCGAUGCAUCGAUGAAAGCUUACGGGAGUUGCAUAUAUUUAAGGAAUUUAAAGCAGGAUGGGUCAGCGGAACUUUAUCUACUCUGUGGAAAAUCGAGGGUAACUCCAAUAAAAGAAACAAAACGAGAACCAGGAUCCGUCUCAAAUCCAGCUGAAAUGACCAUGCCGCGACUGGAACUGUGUGCGGCUAAAUUGUUGGCGGAGCAAGUAAGUGCUGUACUUAACGCAUUAGAGCUUGAAGUUAGUCGUGUCGUGCUGUGGUCGGAUUCACAAAUCGUGCUCGCAUGGAUCAACAAUAUGAAACCAGAUGUGGCGGUAUUUGUUAGGAAUCGAGUUUCCCGAAUACGUGAGCUUACAAAUAAAUACGAGUGGAAUUAUAUUCCUACGAAAUUGAAUCCUUCCGACUUGAUAUCUCGUGGCAUGUAUCCGACGGAGCUAGCAAACAACAUGCUGUGGUGGAAGGGCCCCGCUUUCCUGCGGUCGCAGGAAACCGACUUGGCAGUUUUCUGUGGUGCUGGGAUUAGCAGUUGUGGAUCGAAUAAUCCCACAAUAGAAAUAAAUGGUAGUGAUGCUGUUGAUGAUAACUGUAUUAUGAUCCUUGAGCGGACAACGUCGCAGUGGUAG